Haplochromis burtoni (Burton's mouthbrooder) is the source of this 4473-nucleotide messenger RNA. RefSeq names its product phospholipase C, gamma 1 (gene plcg1). NCBI's taxonomy places the organism in Eukaryota, Metazoa, Chordata, Actinopteri, Cichliformes, Cichlidae. The transcript is spliced from 33 exons. Gene Ontology annotation, molecular function: phosphatidylinositol-4,5-bisphosphate phospholipase C activity; protein binding. The coding region runs from base 354 to 4289 and encodes 1311 amino acids. The record is from RefSeq and is a predicted model, not a curated record. Gene Ontology annotation, biological process: positive regulation of epithelial cell migration; phosphatidylinositol-mediated signaling; phospholipid catabolic process.
UGCCAGAGAGGGCCUGCGCUGGCUUGAUCCGAGAGCAGACAAACUUGCGUAGUCUUACCACGGGCUUCGGUGUCUGUCUGCCUCUCUCUCUCUAUGGACGGCCAGAGGCGAGAAGAGGAAACGGGAAUUGUUGUUGUCCGAACCGCAGCGCCUUAUGAGAGCCCGGCGAUGAUUUAAUCACGGAAAACCUGAGUGUGGGUGGGAAAAAAAGAAGGAGAAAAGACGCGAGGAGAGAGGAGCAGCCAGCCGUUGGAGAUGUGCGGUCGGGCCGAGAUUGCGGCGGUAUCCCUGUCUAAGCCUGUACUGAGCAGAUUGUUCUGAGAGGAAACGGAUAACAAACAGGGGAAGUGAACAUGGCUGGGACCUCUGGCUUCUUUUCCAAUGGACCUGUGCCGUGGAUGGACAACGCCACAGAGAUGAACAACCUGUACCGAGACCUGGAGCUGGGAACAGUACUGACACUAUUUUAUUCUAAGAAGUCCCAGCGGCCAGAGAGAAGGACAUUUCAAGUAAAGCUAGAGACCAGGACUAUUAUCUGGACUCGGGGCACGGAUAAAAUAGAGGGCGAGAUUGAUAUUCGAGAAAUCAAGGAGAUCCGUUCUGGACAGAAGUCUCGGGACUUUGAUCGCUAUGUGGAGGACUCGGCAGCACGGCUCGAUCAGGCCCACUGCUUUGUUAUUCUGUACGGCACAGAGUUUCGCCUUAAAUCACUCAGCCUGGCAGCAACAUCUGAUGAAGAGAUGACCAUGUGGGUGCAAGGGUUAACCUCGCUUGUGACUGACACAUUGAAGUCUCCAACACCUCUUCAGAUCGAGCGGUGGUUACGUAAGCAGUUCUACGCAGUCGAUCGCAACAGAGAAGACAGGAUAUCCUGUAAGGAUCUGAAGAGCAUGCUGAGCCAGGUCAACUACAGGGUGCCCAACAUGAGGUUCCUCCGAGAGAAACUUCCGGACUCGGAGAUGAGGAAUGGAGAUGUGUCCUUCAGCCAGUUUGCGCAGCUUUAUCGUAGUCUCAUGUUUGAUGCCCAGAAAAACAUGGAAAUCCCAUUUCUACAAAGGUUCAUUGAUAGACCAGAACAGAGGAUUUCCCUGGAGGACUUCAAGAGCUUCCUCUUGGAGUCUCAAAAGGAGAUGUGGGCCACAGAUAACAACAAAGUGCAAGAGUUUAUGUUCGGCUACCUGAAAGACCCCCUGAGGGAAGUGGAGCAGCCUUAUUUCCAGCAAGACGAGUUCCUCACAUACCUGUUCUCCAAAGAGAACACCAUCUGGGAUUCCUCCCUGGACCAAGUGUGUCCUGAGAAUAUGAACAACCCCCUGUCUCACUACUGGAUCUCCUCUUCGCACAACACCUACCUGACAGGAGACCAGUUUUCCAGUGAAUCGUCCUUGGAGGCAUACGCACGCUGUCUGAGGAUGGGCUGUCGCUGUAUUGAAUUGGACUGCUGGGAUGGCCCUGAGGGAAUGCCAGUCAUCUACCAUGGGCACACCCUUACAACCAAAAUCAAGUUUUCUGAUGUCUUGACCACCAUCAAAGAGCACGCCUUUGUCACAUCUGAAUAUCCCAUCAUCCUGUCCAUAGAGGACCACUGUAGUAUUGUACAGCAGAGGAAUAUGGCCACUCACUUUAAGAAGGUGUUUGGAGACAUGCUUCUAACCAAGGCAGUGGAUAUCGCAGCAGAUGGGCUGCCCUCACCCAAUCAGCUCAAGAGGAAGAUCCUCAUCAAGCAUAAGAAGCUCGCAGAAGGCAGUGCCUAUGAGGAGGUGUCCACCACCACUCCCUACUCAGAGAAUGAUAUCAGCAACUCCAUUAAAAAUGGCAUCCUGUACCUGGAAGAUCCCAUUAACCAUGAGUGGUACCCUCAUUUUUUUGUUCUGACCAGCAGUAAGAUCUACUACUCAGAAGAGACCUCCAGUAACCCGGGAAAUGAUGAUGAGGAGGAGCACAGAGAGGUGUCCUAUGGUAUGGAUCAACAUGUGACAGAGAAAUGGUUUCAUGGAAAGCUUGGUGCUGGGCGGGAUGGACGGCAGAUAGCCGAGAGGCUGCUGUCUGAGUACUGCCUGGAGACUGGAGCUCCUGAUGGCUCCUUCCUAGUUCGGGAGAGCGAGACUUUUGUCGGAGACUACACCUUGUCUUUCUGGCGCUCGGGCCGGGUGCAGCACUGUCGCAUCCACUCUCGUCAGGAGGCAGGCAGCCCAAAGUUCUACCUGACUGACAACCUGGUAUUUGACACGCUCUUUGCUCUGAUUACCCACUACCAGCAGGUGGCGCUGCGCUGUAACGAAUUUGAGAUGAAGCUGACUGAGCCAGUACCUCAGACCAAUGCUCACGAGAGCAAAGAGUGGUACCACGCCAACCUCUCCAGGAGCCAUGCAGAGAACAUGUUGAUGAGGGUUCCUCGCGAUGGGGCUUUUCUAGUCAGGAAAAGGGCAGAGCCCAACUCCUUUGCCAUUUCAUUCAGAGCCGAGGGUAAAAUAAAGCACUGUCGUGUGCAGCAGGAGGGUCAGACCGUGGUGCUGGGCACCUCAGAGUUUGACAGCCUUGUAGAUCUUAUUAGCUACUAUGAGAAGCACCCUUUGUACCGUAAAAUGAAACUACGCUAUCCCAUCAACGAGGACACACUGGAGAAGAUAGGCACUGCUGAGCCAGACUACGGGUCACUGUAUGAGGGAAGGAAUCCAGGCUUUUAUGUGGAGGCUAAUCAAAUGCCAACAUUUAAGUGCACGGUGCGAGCCAUGUAUGAGUAUAAAGCCCAGAGAGACGAUGAGCUUUCCUUCACUAAGAAUGCUAUCAUCUCUAAUGUGGAAAAACAGGAAGGGGGAUGGUGGAAGGGUGACUGUGGAGGAAAGAAGCAGAUGUGGUUUCCGGCAAACUACGUGGAGGAGAUCAGUCCGUCAGCAGCCGAGCCUGAUAGAACUGAGAUGACAGAAAACAGUCCUCUUGGAGAUAUGCUGAGAGGAAGUCUUGAUGUGUCUGCCUGUCAGAUUAAUGUUCGUACCGAAGGGAAAGGCAGCAGGCCUUAUGUUUUCACCCUGACACAGAGUACCCCUGUGCGGAUAGGCAUACCGCUCGACAUCGCUGCAAACACGCAAGAAGAGCUCAAGGAAUGGGUGUUCAAGAUCCGUGAGGUCACCUUGACCUCAGAGGCCAAGAUAGAAGAGGGGAAGAUGAUGGAAAGGAGGAAGAAGAUUGCACUGGAAUUAUCUGACCUUGUCAUCUACUGUAGGCCUGUGCCAUUUGAUGAAGAAAAGAUUGGCACAGAGCGAGCCUGUUUCCGGGACAUGUCAUCCUUCCCUGAAACCAAGGCAGAGAAAUACGUCAACAAAAUCAAGGGGAAGAAGUUCCUGCAGUACAAUCGGCUGCAGCUGUCCAGGAUCUACCCCAGAGGCCAGAGAUUAGACUCUUCUAACUAUGACCCGCUCCCCAUGUGGCUCUGCGGAUCUCAGCUGGUAGCACUUAACUUCCAGACAGGAGACAAGCCCAUGCAGAUGAACCAGGCCCUGUUCAUGCUGAACGGAAGAAGUGGCUACGUCCUUCAGCCGCCCAUCAUGAGGGACGACAACUUUGAUCCCUUUGACAGACAAACACUACGGGGUGUGGAGCAAGUCAGUCUAGAGAUUGAGGUCUUGGGCUCCCGGCAUCUGCCCAAGCAUGGACGUGGCAUCGUUUGCCCUCUGAUUGAGAUCGAGGUGUGCGGAGCGGAGUACGACAGCGCCAAGCAAAAAACAGACUCUGAAGCUGAUAAUGGUCUCAAUCCCACUUGGCCGAGAAAGACAUUCCAGUUCACCGUGUGCAACUCUGCUUUUGCCUUUCUGCGUUUUGUGGUGUAUGAGAUCGACAUGUUCAACGACCAAAACUUCCUGGCUCAGGCUACGUUCCCCAUUCACGGGCUAAAGACAGGUUACCGGUCAGUACCUCUGACGAACAGCUACAACGAGGACCUGGAGUUAGCUUCUCUGUUAGUCCACAUGGACAUAACCAGAGGAAGGGAUGAAAACGGUGAGGUUCUCAGCCCAUUCGCUGCAGUCGGGGCCUCAUCAGUGUCGGCAACAGCUCAGUCAGUGCGGGAGCGUUUUGGGGAGCUGAGCUCAGUCUCCUCAACGUCCUCCAGCAUGUCUCCUUUGCCUCAGUCUCCAGCCCAGGCCAUGGCCUACAGAGGGAGGGAAGGCUCUUUUGAAUCCCGCUACCAGUCCCCCAUAGAUGACUUCAGGGUGUCCCAGGAGACACUGCUGGACAUGGACGCGCAAAACAGAAGGAUCCCGCGGAGGACCAGAGUGGAGAACCGUGUCUAAGUCCAAGCCAAUCAGGACGCAUUUCUGUUGCAACCCCCCCUUUCUCCUCCCCAUCCCCACCACCCAGUCGCCUCUCCCCCGUACCGAUGAUGUCACUGACUGCUGUGAACAGUUUCCAUGGAAACGCCCACCACCGCUUUGGCCUACAUUUCAGGCAGCUCUCUCUCCCUCCAUUUGCCCAACC